AUGUCUUUCUUUGAUGGUUCAUGUAGGCUUGGGUCUUCAUCUUUUAUAGCUUUAAACAGUUUACAUGAGCAUAAGUUAGAUUUACAGGCUUUAGUCACCUGCAAAGAUUUUGAAAAGGCCUUGAAAUUAGCAAAAGCAAGAGAGGUGAAGCUUAUUGUUUUGGAUGAAAGUUUUUGGAAAAAUUGUUCUAUGGUGAUGAAGAUAAUGACUCCAGUAUUGAGACUUUUGAGAAUUUGCGAUUCUAACGAAAAGCCUUCGUUAGGUUUUGUAUAUGAAGGUAUGGACAGGGUUAUCAAAGACAUUAAAGAGGUUUUUGAAAACAAAGAAGAUUUGUAUAUGCGUUACACAACUAUUAUUAAUAGUCGUUGGGAUAAUAUGUUGCGUAAAAGUCUUCAUUCGGCUGCUUAUUGGUUAAAUUCAAUGUUUCAAUUUGAUGAAGACAAUAAAGAUGCACUACGGGCAGCCUUUCGUGGAGUACUUGACCUGAUUGGGAAGAAGAAAAGUGAGGAUCCCAUAACUCUUACAUCGCAACUCUUUAAAUUUUGUGACCGAGUGGGUGAUUUUGGUAGACCAAUGGCAGUUGCUAGUUGUAAAGCGUUGUGUCCAGAUGAGUGGUGGAAAUUAUUUGGUGGUGAAGCUCCGGAGUUGCAGAGGUUUGCAGUUAGGAUUUUAAGUCAAACAUCCUCUUCGUCUGGGUGCGAGAGGAAUUGGAGUGUGUUUGAAAGAAUUCACACAAAAAGAAAAAACCGGUUAGAGCAUCAAAGACUAAUUGACUUGGUGUAUGUUCAUUAUAACUUGCGUCUACAAAACAGGAACAAAGGGAAUACAAUGUCAUAUGGCCCACUUGAUUAUGAAAAUAUUGAUAAAACUGAUAUUUGGGUGGUCAAUGAAGAAGCCGAAGGAGAAUUGGACUAUGAUGAAUUGGAAAGUAUGCUGGAUGAAGAGCCACCAAAAACCUCUGUCCCGUCUACUUCUGGCUGUGGUUCACAUAUUGACAUCUCUUGUAAGGGAAGUCCUUAA
Erigeron canadensis is the source of this 1020-nucleotide messenger RNA. RefSeq lists its product as uncharacterized. Bases 1 to 1020 code for a protein of 339 amino acids. Gene Ontology annotation, molecular function: protein dimerization activity. The record is from RefSeq and is a predicted model, not a curated record. Lineage: Eukaryota; Viridiplantae; Streptophyta; Magnoliopsida; Asterales; Asteraceae. The transcript is spliced from 3 exons.